UCGCUCCGGCUGCAAGCCCUCCUCGUACCUCCUCGAAUCCUCCACUUCCUCCUCGCGCCGCCCACCGAUCGAUCCGCGGCAAUGAGGCCACCGCGCGCCGUGCCCGCCCUCGCCGUCGCGUCGGCGGCGCUGCUGCUCCUCCUCCUCGCGCCCGCCGCGCGCGCCGCCGAAGACGGGUGUGGGGCCGGCGGCGCGGCGGCGGAGGGCGACCGCGCGCGGGCGAGGGCGCUCAAGAUCGCGGCGUUCUUCUCCAUCCUCGUGUGCGGCGCGCUGGGGUGCUGCCUGCCCGUGCUGGGCCGCCGCGUGCCGGCGCUGCGGGCCGACGGCGACGUCUUCUUCCUCGUGAAGGCGUUCGCGGCGGGGGUCAUCCUCGCCACGGGCUUCAUCCACAUCCUCCCCGACGCCUUCGAGAAGCUCACCUCCGAGUGCCUCCCCGACGCCCCGUGGAAGGACUUCCCCUUCGCCGGGUUCGGGGCCAUGGUCGGCGCCAUCGGCACGCUCGUCGUCGACACCGUCGCCACGGGAUACUUCACGCGCCUCCACUUUAAGGACGCCGGCACCGCAGGCGCCGCCGCCGCGGCCGUGAGCGCAGCCGCCGUCGGGGACGAGGAGAUGCAGCAGCAGGAGGCCGCGGCGGCGGCGCACGCCGCCGGCGGAGGGGGCGACGACCACGAGGGCCACGUGCACAUGCACACGCACGCGACGCACGGCCACGCGCACGGCUCCACGGCGCUCGUCGCCGCCGUCGGCGGCGGUGGAGGCGACGGCGACAAGGAGCACGCGCUGCGCCACCGGGUCAUCGCGCAGGUCCUGGAGCUUGGGAUCGUUGUGCACUCGGUGAUCAUUGGCAUCUCACUCGGCGCAUCAGAGGACCCGAGCACCAUCAAGCCCCUGGUGGUCGCCUUGAGCUUCCACCAAAUGUUCGAGGGCAUGGGCCUCGGCGGCUGCAUCGUUCAGGCGAAAUUCAAGCUCCGGUCCAUCGUGACCAUGAUCCUCUUCUUCUGCCUGACGACACCGGUGGGCAUACUCAUCGGCCUCGGCAUCUCCUCGGUGUACAACGAGGACAGCCCGACGGCGCUCAUCGUUGAGGGAAUCCUCAACUCGGUCGCGGCGGGGAUCUUGGUCUACAUGGCGCUCGUCGACCUCCUCGCCGAGGACUUCAUGAACCCCAAGGUGCAGAGCAGGGGGAAGCUCCAGCUUGGCAUCAACGUGUCCAUGCUCGUCGGCGCCGGCCUCAUGUCCAUGCUGGCUAAAUGGGCUUAGUCACACCAAGGUUUUUUUUGUUCUACUAUGUAUGUCAGGAAUCAAUUGUUGCAGCAAAGAAAAGAGAGGGGAAAAAAAAGGGAAAAAGGGAUCACGCUUUUUUCCUUCCAAAAUUUUGUGCUGUUGUAACGGUUCCAAAAGCAGGUUUGGAGUAGGCAACAUUAUUGAGAUCGAUGUCGUUAUACAGCAACCGUACGUGUGAUCUCC
Messenger RNA from Setaria italica (foxtail millet), 1470 nucleotides. RefSeq names its product zinc transporter 8. Bases 82 to 1263 code for a protein of 393 amino acids. The record is from RefSeq and is a predicted model, not a curated record. Gene Ontology annotation, biological process: zinc ion transmembrane transport. The transcript is spliced from 3 exons. Gene Ontology annotation, molecular function: zinc ion transmembrane transporter activity. Gene Ontology annotation, cellular component: plasma membrane. NCBI's taxonomy places the organism in Eukaryota, Viridiplantae, Streptophyta, Magnoliopsida, Poales, Poaceae.